AUGACAUCGUCCACAUCUCUUCGCGCCGUUACGCAUCGGCUGACGACGACCCCGGUGAAAGAGCUACCUCACCUUGCCUCGUUUCUUGCUGCGUCUCUCAGCGAUUGUGGUGAUAUCCUUUCCGCUCCUCAGAGCCAGAAAAGUGCAAAUUCGGAGGCUGGAAAUGCUCUGCAGGUACAUAAACUAAAGGCUCGCCUUACGAGCUUACUUCAGGAUCGCAGUUUCGAAGGACGUUGGACUGCGGUCGUGCUGGUGAAAGCUACAGUUGAAGUUGGCCAGUGGGAGAUUCUGCGCGAAUGCGAACCUUGGGUUCGCGGACUUCUUGGAAUCCUCUCUAAACCGGACCCAGUCUCGACAAAAAAACUAUCGAUUAUCACUCUGACUCGCAUAUUCCACCUUACCUACCAGUAUCAGACCUUAGUUCGAGAGAUAACGACACCAUCUCUACCAGCAUUCAUCACAGCUUCUCUGAAUCUGGUCUCAGUGAAGCCCUCAUCGGAGCCGCAUCGGAAACUGAAACAAGAGACGCCGUUAUUGGAGACCGUUCUCCAUGCGUUCAAUGACUUGAUCGCUAGACAUCCGACCGUCUUCCGUCCAUUCUCAGCUCAAAUCCAUAGCCUGCUUGUGCAGAUCAUCGGUUCCUCAACUUCGACGGGAUCACUGCCUGAACAAGUGGUCGAGCUCUCCCAGAAGCUCUUUAUCUCUCUUCAUAAUUGCGCCCCCAAGAACACAUCGGGUGAAGAGUGGACCAAUGCCUGCAAGCUCACGAUAGAUUCCAUCCACAGAGCUGCAGACCACGCAUUCCGGUCUGUGAUAGAACAAUGGGAAUCCACCGAUCCAAAUUUCCGGAAUGCUACCCUUACUAGAGACUCUAGUCAACUGGUAGGAGAUGACGGGCCAGACCCAUUGGGUCUACCCGGAUGGCAAGGCAUUCAUGAAGGUGGGGACAGAUUGACGGCGCUUUUGCGUCUACUGUCAGGUUUUAUGUCGACUCGAACAGCGUCAACUGUUAAUAUCCCUAUUGGUGCCGUUCUAGAUUUGACAUCUCGAUUGACAUCUGUAACGGUUCCCCGGGAAGGAGAUGAUGACAAUGUUCAGACGAAUCCAGAGAUCGGCCGCGAAGAGCGUGAAGGUCUCUGGAUUGAAUUGCCUAGGAUCCAUGUUGCCUGUAUAGAUCUCUUCUCCAAUAUACUGGCUUCACUGGAGACAGGCGUCAUUUCUGUCGCCCAAAACAUUCUCGAGCAGACGCUUUGGCUUUUUGAAGCCGAAAAUUUUCACAGUGGAAUUCGAGCGGCUUCAUAUCAUUUGAUGAAACGUCUGUUGCUGUUGGUCGGUCCGUCAAUGACUAAGACAAAUCUUUCUGCAUUGAGUAUCGUCAUCCGCUCUUGUUGCCGUGAUGUUCUACCAUCAGACACCAACAGUGCAUCACAAUCUCAAGUCCAGUCCAAGGACAAGGCGAAAGGAAAUCAAGGCUCCGCCAACGCCGACGCUUUCCUCAACCCCGCUCUUAAUAAGGGAGGCAACCAGAGCGGCGCGGUUGCUUUUGUGGGAUUGCAAUCUGCGGCAUCAAAGCUUUUCCCAAUUCUUCUCUCCUCUUUGCCUGUUGAAUAUAUGCCUCUGCCACUACGGAUAGAGUUGGAUCGCACAGCCAUUCUUGCAGCUGAUCAAGAGGCGAUGAUGGCGAGUGUUCUGAACCCGGUGCCGCUGGUCAAAGGACGUAGAGUGACCCCCAGCAUCCUCCCGUUCCUGGCCAGGAGAUAUCCCAAAGAGCUGGAAGUCGAGUGUUUGCUACGUCCGCGGAUGCCUGUUCUGAUCGGCGGAUCUGGUAUUACCGAGGCCAUAUUGGAUGAAGAGGAAGAUGAGGCGGUCAAAGGCGUAUCCGUUGACCCGGCAAAGACCAGUCUUUCCAAUCACACUUUUGAGAACUCCGUACCACCGUCUUUUUCGAACCAGGGCCCUUCGCGGGCUGAUGUUGCGCAAAAUGGUGUACAAUCUCCGAGCAAGAGGAACUUGCCAGAAGACACUCAUUCGAGUGAUCACACUCUCUCAAAAUCACAAGAUGGAAGCGAGGAGAUGCCUCAGACGAAAAAAGCACGCCUUCAGUCGAAUGAUAUUGCUCCAUCUGAAGACAGCGGGCCUUCCCUCCUGAAGAGUAAGGUUUCUCCUUCAUUAGAUGGACGCCCUGUAGCCUCCAUUUCAGGAAGCCAACCCGUUCCGGCUACCAUCUCAAAAGCUCCAGCUGCUCCCGCCACAGCACCAUCUAUGUCUGCGCCUUCUAUAGCCUCCGUGAGCAACGCAAGUGCAUCGGCGUCGGCAUCUGCUGCCAAUAGGAUCCAGACUACAAAUGUGCAGCAGGCUGGUGGCCAGGCCGAUGGAGAAGAAAGCGACGAAGAGAUCCCAGCUCUAAACAUUGAGCCGGAUACCGACGAGGAGGAAGACGAGGAAGAUGUGUCAAUGGAGGGGUAG
Molecule: messenger RNA, 2466 nt
Organism: Rasamsonia emersonii CBS 393.64
Lineage: Eukaryota; Fungi; Ascomycota; Eurotiomycetes; Eurotiales; Trichocomaceae
Exons: 2
Coding region: 1-2466 (821 amino acids)
Biological process (GO): rRNA processing
Cellular component (GO): nucleus
Source: RefSeq, a predicted model, not a curated record